UUCCUUUAAUUUGUUCACUUUAUUUUUUUUGUGUCACUGUCCCUUUAAGACCACAGAAAAUCCUGCUUUUUCUUUAUAGGUAUGCUCUGGGGGGGGGGGGGGGUGACUCUUGGGUGCCCCUGUAGAAAUGUAGUCUCCUAAAGGCCAGUCUACAGAAUCUUAAAUGUAUGAACAUUGUUGUUAGAAUUCUAUUAAAUAGGCUCAAAUUAUUUAAGUUAAAUAUAUCAUUGAAGAUCUUUAAGUUCCCUGAAUGAGUUGCUAACUGCUGCAGGAUUCAUCCGAUUUUGCCUGUUUGACCUGUCACUUCCCUUGUUUGCCACAAUUUGAAUGUGCAAGUAUACUGCAUAUGAUCUAUGUGCAAUAGUUUAUUUACAGUACAUACUUUGGUAUUGGACACACCAAACACAUAUCAUGACCCAGAUAAGUGGAUUUAAGGAGAAGUGGAGAUAUCUCACUUUUGGCAGAAUAUGAUCCAAUGGAAAUAUAUAAAAAUUUGUUGAAAACAUUUCUGACGGGGCAGCCACGGAUAUUUAAUCGAUUACCCCCCAGGCCUGGAUUUGUGGCGAGGCCACAUAGGCCCGGGCCUAGGGCGGCACAUUUUUGGGGGCGGCAUGCCGCCCAGCCGUUCUGUGGGUGCUGGGCAACUGUAGCGUGCUGCUUCAUAAAUAGAAUCUAGUGUCACUUAGGUAAGGGGAGCCCCCCAUGAAGCUCCCGGGCCCUGGCUAGUGCAGGAAUGUAGCACAGAGUCUCGUGGAACAAGGGUCCGCUCCAAGCAGUCGGCACUGGCUUCUCUGUCACUCUAAGCCGGGCGAUGUUUCCUGAUGUUCCUGCCGAUCCUCUCUGUGUAGCCGGCUCUGUGUGCAAGUUGGGGGGCGGCACUGCACAUGCAAGAGAUACACUGAAGGCUUCGAGAGUGACUCAGAGAGUGGUGUGUUAUGUGUGAGUCCGUGUGGUACAAGAUGAACGCCAUUCAGCUCCCCUUGCGGGAGAAUAACGGAGAGAUAUCGACAGGGAACAACUGUGACAGAAGAACUCCAACUGCUCCAUAGAGUUUGAUGUGAUGCGGUCAGUACAACAGAAGAGAUAGCCAGGGAGGAGAAAUCCAGCGCCGCACAAUGGAUGGUCGCCCUGUCGCCUUUUCUGAACAUGAGCGGAAGUGGAGUUUCGGUACUAUGAAUUCUUAGAGACCCCAAGUGGAUGUUGUCUCAAAACUUCGAGGGUGUCUUCCAGCUGAUCACUACUCUUUCACUGCCUCUUCCCACCUUGGGAACCUGAUACACUGUCAUUGCACCAUGCAAGGCAGUGAGGAUCAAAUGGAGACCUAACGCUCAUUCUAUGCCGCGAUGAGCAGGUACAAGAGAGCAGAGAGAGCAAAAUGAAUGGUGGCAGUGAGAGUGGAGGCGGAGAUAGCUAUGGAGGGCCCCCAACAGUUCAAGUACCAAUUGGCUGGCAGAGAAGAAUGGAGCCAGGCAUGGUGGUGUAUAUCAGUCCAAGUGGGAUGGUUCUUACCUCUAUGGAUCAGUUAAGAGCCUACUUAGUGACCGAUGGAACCUGUAAAUGUGGCCUAGAGUGUCCACUUAACAUCUAUAAGGUUUUUAACUUUGAUCCAAGGGCUGAAGUGAAACGGCGUAAUGCUGAGGAUGUGAAGGCGGAGGAGGACAUGACCAAACUCUGCAACCAUCGUAGGAAAAUUGUGGCUCUUGCUACUUUAUAUAAGAGUAUUGAGAAUAAUCCACUUGCACUACAGAACCAAGCUGCUGGAUGUAGUCCCAGUCAAAACUUUCAUGGAGCAUCCACAAGCCCAAAGAUGGGACAGCAUCCAUGCUCCUUGGACCCUGAAAUUUUCACCAAACUUAUGAUUGAAAAAGCCCACAGCAUGCCUGCCCAGCACAUGUUGGAUAAACCGCUGGAACACAAACAGGAUUCCUAUUCUUCUAACCAUGGAGAAAGAUACCCUGUUCAUCGACCAAGCAUACAACCUCCUCCACCCAGGCAGCAAGGGACAACUCUUAGUGAGUCUUAUGCCUUAAGGAACUGUCCGCCAACACCAUCAAAUGGUAGCUACGAGGUGUUUACUAGGGCUCACCAAGCCAUAUCCCAUGAGCUUUCCUCCGGGUCUGUUACACAAGUUAAGUCUUCCCAAAACUGGCCUUUGUACUCCUCAUAUAGUCAGGAUCUUUCUGGCCUGUCUCUGAAGUCAUCACUUAGCUCUUGUAGUUUUGCACCAGGUGGGGCUUUCUCGCGGACGCUGGAUGAGCCUUCUCAGGGCCCUAGGCGCUUAUUUGCCUUUCCUGAGAAAGAUCCACUGGGUAUUUUGGACUCUAGCAGCUUCAAACCACCCAGUCCAAAGCACCACAUGUUAAACUCACCACCUUGUCACCAGUCUCAGGUUUCCACAAUGAACACUCAUUCUCUUCCUGAACCCCAUCCUGGUAGCCAGUCCUCUCCAUCACUACCCCCUCGUUUCUCUCCGUUCCCAAGGGGAGGUACACUGACUUCUCCUUCUACCACUAGGUCUUCAGUGUCCUCUAUCUCAUCCCCAGCUGGCAGUGUGGAGCCAUCCCCUCAGCGUUCUCGACACUCCUCUGCCUCUUCUGAGCACUUCCCAGGCCCUGCUAGGUCAAGUUCCAGGUCUCCUAGGCCUGUUGCCUCUCCUAAACGCUCUGUACCCCAGAGCCCAAAAGCAAUACUUGAAGGCCUUCCUCCAUUUGGGCAGGCCCAUUUGGGAUCUUCAAAUGCCAGCCAUGCCUUAACCCACCAAAGCAAUAAAACAACACCACCUGUGUCUUUGGGAGCAGCACAGGGCCUACUUGGCUUUCCUCUUGGGUGCAUUUUGGGCCAGCAAAGCAAUGCCUCCUUCCCAGCCAGCAGUCUCCUCACAGCAGCUGCAAAGGCUCAAAUGGCAAGUCAAACCAAACCAGAAGUCACAGCCUCUAGCACUUUACCCAAUCGUUUGUUAAAUCCCAACUCCUUGCUUUCUGCAGCUGGCACUAAAGAAUGCCAGGGACUUCCAGCCAGGCCUCCCUCCCAGAGAAGAGAUGUAAUAUUGAAAAGAAAAAGACAGAGAAAUUCUCCAGGUCCUGACAUGAGUCCACAGGAUUCUAGUGGGCAUUUUCCUCCUUCUAGUAGCCCUGGUGGACUCUCUAAAAUGAACCCUCCUGUUGUGUCAAAGCUGAUAGGAAGUGGGAGUCAAUCUGAAGAAGACAUGGGAAUAUCCAAAGUUGUACAUCCACACCAUGUAGCUGGUCAAACAGUUUCUUCCCUUCAGACACCUCGCUCAGCAGUUGAGGAGUCCCCAAGCCAAAGUAAAACUCCUGGCCUGUCUCCAUCUUCCCAAGACCUUAGCAGCCAGCUCCUUGGCCUUGUAGGACAACUAGUUCAGACAGCUACAGAGCAGAACUCAGGGACACCAUUACCCCAGAAAUUACCUUCAACCCCCAUUGGGACAAAUACAUCUACUUCAACUGCACGACCCAACCAUUCUCCUGUAGCAAAGAGUGCUUCUGCUCCAAAUGUGGUGCCGAGCUGUGGGACAGAAGGCGUUAAUGAGCUGCCUUGUUCCUUGCCUCCAUCUGGGGAUAACUUUCCCUUCCUCGGUCAGGAUCAGGUACUGCCGUUUCCUGCAUCUCCGGCUCUAUUAAACCUAGCGCUGCUGGGGGCUUUACCACUUUCCCUUAGUCUGAACCAGCAUCAACAAAUUCUGAACCAAGGUUUGCUAAAUAUACUGUCAUCAUCUUUACUUGGAAGUACAGAUAUUGGACUUUUAGGCUUUCAAAAUACAUCUCUGCCCUUGCCCUCUGCAGUGGCGGACCCUGAAACGACUGCAUUGCAGACUUUACUGAUGGCGUCUCUCUUGCAAGGUCCUCUCUUACCUCUAGGGGGCCUAGGGCUACCACAGCUUGAUCUUCAACAAAACAACCAACAACAAAGUACCCUUUUGCCAUCCCUCUUGCCUCUGUUGGACUCAUUACCCACUCCACAAACUGACACAGCUGAGAAAAAUGAAGCACCCAUGUCCCUACCUGAAACUUUCCCUGAUAAUGGUCUCCAACCACUGCUCUUUCCACCUACAUCACCUCUUCUGAUGGCUCUUAACUCUGCACUUCUUGCUGCCAGUCUUGGGGCUGUGGACUCCUCCACUUGUGCUGGACAGGUAACUGAAAAGAACUGCAUCAAUACCUCCUGCACUGGGUCUGCCUCUGUUACUACAACCACUAUUACACCUGCCUUAUCAGAGGGGAAACCCCCUCCAUUGGAACCACACAGCCCCUUCCACCUCCAGCAGUCACAAGCACUAACACCUGGCAGGCUCCACCCACUGAUGCCUCCUCUGCUCAGCCCACUCAUCACCGCUGGGUUGUUAGGGGACCUAUCUGCACUGAAUGCAAAUACUGGUGCCCAAUUAGGAAGCCUCCAAUCUCUGCUGGGUGCUCAGGCCUUACUUCCAAACCAGCAGACAUAUCUUCCCUCCCUCUCUGGAGCUCUGGGAAUGCAGAUGUUCCAAGGACAGUCCCUUUUGCAAGGACAACGCAGUGGCCUCCAGACACCGUCUGGACCUGAAAAAGAAGUCAACCAGUCUUCCCAACCUGAGGGCUCUAUUACUCCCACACCCCAAACACCAUGUUAUUCUCAGCAGCCUUCUGACUCUACCUUGUCCCCACCAAGAACAGAAGUGUCUGGAAAAGUACAGACAUUACCACUUCCUGCCUUGAGGCUUGGUUCUUCUUUUGUCUCCAACACCUCAAGUGCCUUUGAAACCAGCCCCAAUUCCAAAGGCUCCCAGUUCCAGGGACCAGCAUGCAUAGACAUCCCUCCUGAUAUACCAUCUGACCCCCCUAAUACAGAUACCUUAUCCCACUCUAUGGAUUCUUCUUCUACUGAGACAGAUCCGGAAGUGUCUCCUCUCAAAAGACACCGGCUGCUACCCGAUCCAGUAGGUCCCUCUGAAGUCCCCAAUGGAGCUUCCCCUAACCUUCUCCCAUGGAUGGGUCCUCCCCAUUCAUCGAACGCCUUAAAUCUGUCAGAGCUGGAGCUCCCCAAGGGAAAGGAGCCUGGUUAUAGGUUCAAUGGACGAGCCAGGGGUGAGAGGUCGUAUGGCCGCCGACCUCGAGGGCAUAGACAUUCUGGAUCCCGGCCCUCGUUUUGGAAAUAUAAUGGAGGGGAUGUGGUUGAGGGAGAAGUAGCAGGACAUAGCCAGGAACUAUCACAGCCACUGGUGGGAAUUCCUGCUUUUAGCCCUCACUGGCAGGAAGACGGUAGACAGCCACGGGAGCAGGAGGUGGAGGUACCACCCCAGCUGCUGAAACGCUCCCGCAGAGGAAGGAGGAGGGGCCAAAAUUCACAGAGGAUAAGCAGUCGUCUAGAAACUGUACCUCCAAAGUGGACAACUGCUGACCCAUCCAAUGGUUUAAAUAUUGACCGUCCUAUCAUCCGGCCGAACAGACCCGGUCGUCCUGCCAAGAACAGAAGGCGUCGGAUGAUCUAGUAGAUUUUGUGCUCUUAGUGGUUUACCUCUCUCAACCCAACUCCUUAAUCCAACUGACCAAGCUCAACAGGUCUUCCCUUUUAAGGCACUUCCCCCUGUUCCCUUUAAUGUGUUUCCACAAUGAAUACAGCCAACUGGCAAGUUUUAAGAAGUCUGCAUUGUUGACAGUUGCCCUUUUGGUGAGAACUAAGGCUCCGCAUGAAAACCAUCAAAGGAGAGUCUGCCUUUUGUUCAUUAUUUUACAUAAUUGCACCAACCAGUGCAUUCUGUAGCCCUUGAUCUGCACAGGUUUUCUAUAAGUCAUGGUCCUAUUCGCGUAGCUAUCACUAGUGAAGUACUGUAGCUUCCUUGGUCAUGGCCUUUGCCUCAGAAAUCUGAAUUGGUUAGA
This is a messenger RNA of Xenopus laevis (African clawed frog), 5873 nucleotides long. It is a transcript of the gene mbd6.S, whose product is annotated as methyl-CpG binding domain protein 6 S homeolog. The coding region runs from base 1376 to 5485 and encodes 1369 amino acids. Gene Ontology annotation, cellular component: chromocenter; nucleus. Gene Ontology annotation, molecular function: chromatin binding; DNA binding. The record is from RefSeq and is a predicted model, not a curated record. The transcript is spliced from 13 exons. NCBI's taxonomy places the organism in Eukaryota, Metazoa, Chordata, Amphibia, Anura, Pipidae.